Messenger RNA from Zychaea mexicana, 531 nucleotides. RefSeq lists its product as uncharacterized. Lineage: Eukaryota; Fungi; Mucoromycota; Mucoromycetes; Mucorales; Lichtheimiaceae. The record is from RefSeq and is a predicted model, not a curated record. The transcript is spliced from 2 exons. Bases 1 to 531 code for a protein of 176 amino acids.
AUGCCCGUCAUGCUGGGUGUUGUUGUUGUUGUUGUUGUUGCCGCUGCUGCUGCUACGGCUGUUCCUGCCGCUGAUGCAGAUGCUUCUCUUGAAAGCGAGUCCACCAAGGCCAUGGACGAGUCCAGUCGUUUGAAAGACUCGAGUAAAAGUGACGUCCGCUUCUUGCUACUCCUUUCUCGUAAUAACGAUGACGACGACGACGACGACGGUCUUGGCGGUAGUGCAAAGGAUGGACAAGAGGCUGGUCGUGAUGGAUGCUGUUGUGCAGCAGCGGAGCUACUAUUACUGCGACGUUUAUUGGCGACAAGUGGCGACGACAACGGUGACUUUUCUGGAAUGGACGCCGUGUCGUCCUCGUCCUCGUCGUUGACCGCUGUUGAAGUGGGAGAACAAAUAGGAGUCGAUUGUAAUUGUGAGGAGCUGGUCAAAAGAGAUGAGGCAGUCGUAGUAGAAGUCGAACUAGAACAAGACGAAUGGGAAGAAUCGAUCGACCCGCUGGACAAGGAACCUAAACUGUCAUUCCGUUCAUGA